AUGGGGAAUAGACUACCUUCUUCCGCGGCUCUUGUUCGGUUCUGCCAGAAACUGAACAGGGUAAAGACUUUGGAGGAUGACUUGAUGGAGACCUCAUUUAAAAGAUGUCUUUCAACCCUUGACCUCACCCUUUUGGGGGUGGGAGGAAUGGUGGGAUCUGGCCUCUACGUCCUGACUGGUACAGUGGCCAAGGAGAUAGCCGGUCCAGCUGUGGUCAUAUCAUUUCUUAUCGCCGGUAUUGCCUCCCUCCUUGCAGCUCUCUGCUAUGCCGAGUUUGGUGCAAGGGUGCCAAAGACGGGAUCUGCCUACAUGUUUACAUAUGUUUCCGUUGGCGAACUUUGGGCCUUCCUGAUUGGCUGGAAUGUCAUCCUAGAAUAUAUGAUUGGUGGUGCAGCAGUUGCAAGAGCUUGGAGCGGAUAUUUGGACUCCAUCUUUGAUCACAAGAUCAGAAACUAUACCGAAAGCCAUAUUGGGACCUGGAAUGUGCAAUUUUUGGCUCACAACCCUGAUUUCUUAGCUGCCGGAAUUUUGCUGCUCGCCACGGCUUUUAUUUCUUUUGGGGUAAGAGUAUCCUCAUGGCUUAAUCACAUUUUUGCUGCCAUCAGUUUGGCAAUAAUAGUUUUUAUCCUUAUAUUUGGGUUUAUUCUGGCUGACCCAAAAAACUGGUCUGCAGAAUACGGUGGUUUUGCCCCAUUUGGAUUCUCCGGUAUCAUGUCUGGUACUGCCACGUGUUUUUAUGCCUUUGUAGGCUUUGAUGUGAUUGCUGCAUCCAGCGAAGAAGCAAAGAAUCCUCAAAAAGCGGUUCCCAUAGCAACAGCGGUGUCAUUAGGUCUUGCAACUGGGGCCUAUAUCCUCGUGUCCAUUGUUCUGACUCUGAUGGUGCCUUGGAAUACAUUAAUCCCAGACUCCGCUCUUUCUGAUGCUUUUUACAGGCGAGGCUACUCAUGGGCAGGAUUUCUUGUAGCCGCUGGCUCGAUUUGUGCCAUGAAUACAGUGCUGCUCAGUAACCUCUUCUCCCUCCCAAGAAUUGUAUAUGCAAUGGCUGAAGAUGGGUUGUUCUUUCAAUUUUUUGCUAAAGUAAACCCAAUCACCAAAGUCCCCGUCAUCGGAAUCGUGGUAUUUGGCUUUUUGAUGGCCAUCCUAGCACUUAUCUUUGACCUGGAAGCCCUUGUACAGUUUUUAUCCAUUGGCACUCUCCUGGCCUACACCUUUGUUGCUGCCAGUAUCAUAGUUUUAAGAUUUCAGCAGGAAAAGACAGAACCUUCAGAUGGAGCUGAACAAGAGCAAAGCCCCCAGCACCGUGCCACGGGUGUCGGUGCAGAAAGGGUUGCUGGAGAAGAAAUGAAGGAAUAUGAGUCUUUCUCUGAUAAGCUGCAACUAGUGGAAACUCGGAAAAAAGGCAAAGAGCGAAGAGAGACCGGACACCUAAAGGCUGCCUUUGAACCAUAUCUAAAGUUCUUGAGUGACUUUUAUCCUGGAGAGGUGGUCACAAUUGCAGUAGUGACCAUGAUGUUCUCCGCCAUUUGCCUGUGCUCAGUCUUGGUGUUUGGAAGCAAUCAGCUGCAUUUACCCAAAUGGAGUUUUUAUUUGCUUCUCGUGAUUUUUUUGAUUGGAUUCUUAAUCAGUUUAUUUUUAAUUUGGGUUCAUGAACAACAGAAGAAAACUCCAACUUUCCAGGUUCCAUUGGUUCCGCUGAUCCCAUCUCUUAGUAUCCUUCUAAACAUAUAUCUUAUGUUAAAGCUCAACUAUAUGACAUGGGUGCGGUUUGCUGUAUGGCUAGCUAUAGGUCUCAUUGUGUAUUUUGGCUAUGGCAUCUGGCAUAGCAAAGAGAACUUGCGUGGUCCAAAAGGUCACGGAGUCACUGCCCGUUAUGUAGUAUUUCCAAACAGCAGCCUGGAAGAGACCGUACAACAGAUCCAGCCAAAUCUGCAAGACUCCAUGGGAAGAGCUGAGAUUACGGAUGAAGAGAUCCAUAAAAGAUGA
This is a messenger RNA of Bufo bufo (common toad), 1983 nucleotides long. RefSeq names its product solute carrier family 7 member 4 (gene SLC7A4). The record is from RefSeq and is a predicted model, not a curated record. Gene Ontology annotation, biological process: amino acid transport; transmembrane transport. Bases 1 to 1983 code for a protein of 660 amino acids. NCBI's taxonomy places the organism in Eukaryota, Metazoa, Chordata, Amphibia, Anura, Bufonidae. Gene Ontology annotation, molecular function: amino acid transmembrane transporter activity. The transcript is spliced from 4 exons. Gene Ontology annotation, cellular component: plasma membrane.